GUCGUAAUCGGUGAUAGAGGCAUGGAUAAUGCCAGCUUUAACAAGGGUUCCACUUUUCCAAGAAAGAAGAAAGACUCGAGUUACACAACAACCUUGCAGUUGCUGGGGUUAGAUGAGGACUUGGAGGCCAGCAACAAGGACCUGACCAUGAGGAAAGGAGCCUACUCAGGUCUACUUUGUUUGCGUCACUUGAGAAUUAGAGAACUGCAGGUUCACAAUGCACAAUUUAUGGAGUUUGCAGAGGUAGAAAAUCAUGAUGAUUUUUACACCACGGAAGAUUUAUACAUCCACACACAGGAUCAGCGAGGGGCAUUUGUGAUGUAUGAUAUAGCUCUCCAAGACCUGAAAGAGCUAGAAAACCAGCUUUUGCUUGUGGCAACCCAGUACAUCGAGGCAGAGAAGGGCCACAAAGCAUGCAGUGAUUCCAGUAGUAGUAGCUGCUCAGAGUGGGCACAUGCAUCAGUAGAUCGAUCUGCAGUACUGCUUGACCUUUGGACUUGUGAAACAGCUUUCUUAGAAAAUAAAUGGCAGCUCCUGGAUAGUUACUUCGAAGUCUACCAACAUGCUCUAGAUUCAGAGGAAAGAUUUGCUCUGGCCCAAGUAAUAACUGACAUCAUGUACAGACGCCCUCGAUUUGAUUUCCACCUUGGGUAUUUUGUGAACAUCUAUAAAGAUGAGUGUGCUUGCCUCAGGCUUCAUCUACAGUUGGCGAGGGACAUAGUAAACCAACAGAUCGAUAACCAGCGUGAAUAUAACCAUAGGAUUUGGCGUGAUGGUUGCAAAGGUGGCAUCUAUGAAUUUGGUUUCCCCCCAUAUAUAGUUCAAAAGCAAUUAAUUGCUUUGAAUAACAGUCCUACGACUUUGAAGAAUAUUUAUUUAUUGGAGUUCCACCCCUCCCUUGGCCUGGUAUCUUUAAUUCCUAAAGCUGUGGGUCAUGUCCUCCAGGAGUUCCGGCAGAUUUGCAAACCAAAGACAGCCAGUGAGGCAAUUAAUCUGGAGAAACAUGUGCUUCAACUUGCGCUGGACACUUGGCUGACCUUGGAAAGUCCAGAGUCUUUUUAUGGUUCUCAAAUUCAGAAAGAUUUAUUCACAGGUGUUGUGGUUGAAGAUCCUUCUCUUGUCAGAAGCAUUGCUUUGUCUGCACUGAAAUCAACAGCAGAGGAAGAACAGAAACAGAGCAAAGAAAAGCAGGGUUUUAUUCUGAACGUCUUCUCAAGACUCCUUGAGCUUCUAACCCUUCGUCAUCGAUUGAUAGAGGCAGCAGUAGAGAGUGCACAGCUGGGCAGACUGUACAAAGAAUUUGCGGGAGAAAUGGGCUUUGAUGAGUUCCAUUUGUAUUUAAGACCUGUGUACUUUGAAUUUGCAACUCACAAAGAGACAGCAGACCAGCCCUCCCCAAUAUUCAUUACUUCUCUUUUAGAGCACCACGACAAUAGUGUGGAUAGAUACAUUCCAUCCAACUUAAUGUUAACCAUCCAGGAUAUUGACAAUCAAAUUGGAAAGUUUAGCUUUCGCACAAGAGAGAGCAUUCUUCAGCUCUUAUUGACGCAGUAUGGACUGGAAAACUUGCAGAUUACUCUUGCCUGUCAAGUCACUCAUAAAAACACUCUCCUUGUUGCUGUUCAGCAGGCUGCAUUUUGCCCUGUGAUGCAGCCCACACGAACGGUGGACGUAAAGGAAGGAAGCAUGAGUCUGAGGAGUCAGAGCAGCUCAGCAAGUGGAAGAAGUUCUAUAGCUGGGAAUGAAAUAGAAGACCAAUUCGUUGCUAUAGCACCACUAAUUUCUUAUUCUGCUGGGCAUUUUGCAACUGGACAUUCCAGCUUAAAGAGGCCUCCAGAAGCUUUUGUUUCCAUUCAGUUGGAGAAACAGGGUCCACGGGACAUGAUGCUGAACACAUUUAUUCAAAAGAAACAAAUCCUGGGAAGUAGAAUGCAAAAUCCUGAUGAAGUUGAAAAAGUCAAAAGAGAAGUUAUUGUUGAAUACUGCCAGAAGAUCAGCCAUCGUAUAUCACAGUACUCUCUUCGGAGUCAGAUCAUUGCAUAUUACAACAGCAUAAAAGCUAUGCUAGAUGAUUUCCCCAGCAUAAGGGCCAAAUACUUCAUUAUAGGGUCGCCACAAGAGAAGAAAGGAGAAAAAGAAUUAAAAGGAAAGCUUGAGGAUGAUCCCAGAUCAUUCCAGCCACGACCCCGUUGCUUGCUAUCCACUGAUGGGCGAUCCUUCUUGAAUCUGUGGUUCAUCCCACACCCUUUUGAGGUCCUAUUUCUGUUUAAAACGCUACCAGAGAAGACUGGCUCCAGAGCCCUGAAGCAGACCCUGCAAAUUGUGGGCGCUUUCCACGACAUUAUUUCAUACGUUCUCAGCUUUGCUCAACUAGGAAGUGCACCAGGCUGCUUUGAUUACCUGUGUUCUUCUGACCAUCUCACUGCAGACUGGGGAGGGACUGAGCAGAUUGGAAUUGAACUCCAGGAAUUGCAGAAUAAGAUAGACCAUCUUCAUAAUCCCUCAGAUCCAAAUAAAGUAGCUCAGAUGCUGAGCAUGCAUAGAGAAGUUAUGUUUCUGCAGUUCGAUGCAGCUGUCAGACAUUCUAUGCGAGGAGCAUUUUUAUCAUCUGGGAACGUCUCCGCAUAUCAGAGCAUUACAGACAACAUUUGCCAUGGGUUGCCUCCCAUCGGUAACGCAGUUGUUGGAAGCGCAUUUGCUUCCCAGCUCCAUCUUCCACAGCCACUAGAUCCAUGUGGCCACAGAACCCUGAUGUUGUUUCCCUGGAGAUCAUUUCUGGCAAACCAAGGUCCAUUUCCUGUCACUAUUAACAACCUAAAUCCCAUAAACUAUAGCAUGCAGUUAUGUCUGUGUGGACUCAAUGAUGAGGAUCGCAGAGCAGCUCACGGGGAGCUGAUUAGGAUGCAUUUCAUAAUGGACGAUGUGCUCCAGGGUCAUUAUGAAGUUCUGCAUGAUCCCAGAAAACAGCAAACAUCUUCUGGAAAGGAGAAUUCAGCGACCAUAGCUGAAGCAAGCAGAAGGCUUCCACAAGCCCCGCUGGAGCUGCCUGACUCAGUGGCCUCAAGUGCUUUGCAGAGAUCUUACCUUAUCCUAUGGAAGCAACUGGAAAUGUUAAAGGCAGAAUGGGGAAGGCUUAAACUGAAAGUUGAGGAUAUCAAUACAGUUCCUCUCUACAAGCAAUUUUCUGAACUAUAUGGUGCUGAAGUUCUGUACCCUGCUAUGAGAUCUAUUGCCAGACAUAGGGGUAUAGAAGAUGAAUUCGAUGAAUUUGGAGCUUCAUCUCAAUGUAUACUUUCCCCUAAAGAAGCUUCAGAAGUUGAGAUAAAAACACACCAGCUACAAAAACUAUUGGAAAGUCUAGAAAUACACAUGAUCCAUGAUGUACAAAAGAAAAUUAACAAAGAGAUAACACUAGUUAUAUCGGAAAAAACAAGAGAAGAGAGGAACCUCCCUACAGAGCUCUGGAGGCAUAAUAGCAUGCAAGAAAUCUUCUCUGUCACAAGGCCAGAAGUAGCUGAGUCAUUUAUACAGAGGUUAAUGGAAAAUCACAGAGAGACUGAUGCAGAGAUUGCCUUUCAAAAAGACCACUUACAAAAAUGCCUCACUGCUCUAGGUUGUGACAUCAUGGCAAGAGAACGCAGCAACUUUGAAACCUACUCCAUGUUUUAUGAAAAUAUACUCCAUCAGCAACAUCAGCUACUCUAUCAGAAAGAACAAGAAAUGCACACCAUGGAAAACAAGGGAGGAAAUUCCGAGCUGGCUCUUAGUCAGGUAGCAGAACUGAGCCAUGAGAUGAUUAUGGAAGUAACCGCUCUACGAACCAGACUUGCUGAUUUACAAGAAGAAGCUCAGAUUCGCAACGAGAAGAUAAGAAAAGACGUGAAGGAAGAGUAUGAAGCAUUAGUGCAAAACAUGUUUAUGAUGUGCCUGCAGCUAAAAGGGAAGGUGGAUGAAUAUCGCCUAGGCAUGAGCCAUCGCAUUUUAGAGAUAAUCAGUGAAGUGAGAAGAGAAGGGGUAGACAAAAUGAUUGACUUGAAGAAAAAGUUUGGCUCCACGAAAGACAAUGAUGCACUCGAAGAACAUUUGAGUCAACAGGGGCAGAUGCAGGAGUUACGGGAUGAAAACAGCCGGUUGGGGGAGUUGGUUUGCAAACUGAAGACCAUGAGCUGCUGGAAAGAAACAGUGCAAAAAGCACAUCUGUCAGCCGUGUUGAGAGAAGUGGAGAAGGAGGCCAUUCAAAAUAAAAAAGAACGUCUGAAAUCCAAGAUGAUAUGUGAACAAGAGGCAGUUUUAUUUCAUAAGCAACUAAGGGCUGCAAGGAAAGCCUUGGUGCAGACUCAGGCAGAGAAUAAAAAGCUGAGGCGACAGCUAGACAAACAGGGACACUUGCUACAGGAAGCAGAACAUAAGAUGAAUCGAGACGUUCUCAAAAGACAGCAACUAGAUCAGAUUAAGACAGCAAACUUGGAAAGGAUGCUGGAAAACCUUGCAGAGAGAGAACUGAGACUGCAAUGCCUGACAGAGGAAGCUGAGAAAUCGUCUAAGAUAAGGCAGCUUCAGGAGAAAAAAGUUAAAAAAGAAAUCCAGCAAGUAAGAAGCCAGAUGUCCCAGGAACGCAGUUUAAAACUGAAUGCUUUCCAGAGGGUGGAUGAGCUGCAGUGUCAGCUUUAUGACUUGGAAGCUGUGACAUCCCAGAGAACUUCCCCUGCAGCUUUAAGAAGGAAGUCUGCUAAUCUUUCACACAGUGCCAGCAGUAUACAUCACUCUUCUAUAGGGUCUGCUUCAUGGAGCCAAAACACAGGAAUAUCAACAUUCAUAUUAACCAGGGAUUUUAGGCAGCAUCUUUUGCCUGCUGACUCUUUGGGUAGCAGCAAGUCAGAGAAGACUGCAAGACCCAAGACAGUACCUAUUGGGUGGAGAAACAGAGUAGUAAAUGCUCUCUUGCCAGAUCUUACAGAACACUCUAAUUCUACCCCUCCUGCGCAAUUCUGUGAUCAGAAGCCAUCUCAGAAAUAAACUGUUACUACUUUUAAAGUAGUCCACAAACAUUUUGCAUAUCAAGAUAACUGCAUGACAAAGUAUAAAGUGCUCAAACUGAUAAUUUGUUAUUGGUCAGGAUUGAAAAUGGGGUGUU
Messenger RNA from Elgaria multicarinata webbii, 5134 nucleotides. Its product is annotated as coiled-coil domain-containing protein 162-like. Bases 22 to 5016 code for a protein of 1664 amino acids. Lineage: Eukaryota; Metazoa; Chordata; Lepidosauria; Squamata; Anguidae. The transcript is spliced from 36 exons. The record is from RefSeq and is a predicted model, not a curated record.